Menidia menidia (Atlantic silverside) is the source of this 5051-nucleotide messenger RNA. The record is from the annotation of a GenBank genome assembly. NCBI's taxonomy places the organism in Eukaryota, Metazoa, Chordata, Actinopteri, Atheriniformes, Atherinopsidae.
UUGAAUUAAACAGCUUUACUCUGGACAAACUGCAGCCCAGGCAGUUCCUCGUGUCAAGUUGCAGCUGCUGUCUGAGCUGUGUUGUACUGCAGGCACACCAGGCAGUGUGGACAUGGGCCGAUGUGGAAAAGUCAUGGUAUGAUCUUCCUUAUUCCUCAACACAACCUAAACUCCCCUAGACAAGCUUUGUUGACACUUCUUCAUGAGGUCUUCAGGAAUACUUCUCAAGGCUUGUUGAAUUACAUCCCACAACUCUUCAUUGGAAGUUGGCUGCCUUUUAUUCUCUUCUGUUAAAAGUUUAUUAAAAGGUUGUUAAAAGGUGGAUUAAUCUGUCCAUAAACCUCUUUAAAAUAGCUUUUCAAUUCACUUCUUGUUGCGUCAGUUAACAAUAAACGGAUCACUUGAUUGUCCAGAUGCAUAUCUUAGAUUUUCCAAAAUAUCACGUCCAAAUAGUUUUAAUUUAAUGUAGAUUUCACCUCCCUUGCUUUUUAAAAUUUUUAUUAUUUUUUUAACUUAUUUUUUCGAGUUUCCACAAUAUUUAUUAAGGAUUCAAAUGUCUAGUUUCCAUAGUUUGAUUAUGGAAAUUUCUUGUUUGGAAAGUUAACAGAGUGUGUAUCUUUUCUGUUUAAGGGUCCAGGGAAGAGGACACGUUCAGAACUGGAUGACUUCAGACUGUUCAUCAGAAGGUCCUGUGUCGGCUGAUCUGAGAGCGGAGAGGAAUCCUCUCGCUUUGAGUGAAUGUGAGGGAGUUUUGAGACCUGAGGCCCGGAGGCUUUUCAGUUCCUGAGAUGUCACUGAGACGGUCAGAUGGGGUGUCCAUCGCCCAGGCUUUGGCCAUGACUGUAGCCGAGAUACCAGUCUUUCUGUAUUCUACAUUCGGGCAGUCCAUAUUCUCCCAGCUGAAGCUUUCCCCAAACCUGAAGAAGGUGCUGUUUGCCACCGCCCUGGGCAGCGUCGCCCUGGCUCUCACUGCCCAUCAGCUGAAAAGGCGAGGGAGAAAAAGGAAGCAGGGGACUCAAGGGAAGGAGGGCCAGAAGACGGUGGGAAUACCGGAGGCGCUGCUGAAGACGGGACGGCCCUCGUCGUUAAAGAGAAGCCCGUUUGCUGGUCGACAGAUGAUGAGUCCCAGCUCUCGGAGCAAUGACACCAUGAGCGGAAUUUCCUCCCUGGCUCCCAGCAAACACUCCAGCUCCUCACACAGCCUGGCCUCUACGCGAGUGCCGAGCUCCCCAAACCAGUCUGCUAAUCCCUCCACCCCCUGGGAGGCCGAGCCUGUGGUGGAAGAAUCGGGGGCAGUGGAGGACGCGAAUGCAGAGAACCUUUAUUUGAUGGGAAUGGAGCUGUUUGAGGAGGCGCUGCGGAAGUGGGAGCAGGCCCUGAACAUCCGCCACCCGAACUCGUCCUCCAGCAACAGCCUGGCUCUGCUGGGGGCGGCGUGUGGAGACGCCUCCAUCAAACCGUCACCACCAUCCGAAGCUCGAAACAAAGGGUUUGCUGAGAAGUUGGAGACCCUUCUCCACCGGGCGUACCACCUACAGGAGGAUUUUGGCAGCAGCAUCCCAGCGGAGAGUGUUCUGGCAGACUUUGAGAGUGAAGGAACCCUGAUCCUACCCCAGCUGGAGAGUUUCCACCGAUUGAAUGACGAUGACGCGACUACGGUUACCUCCGACGACUCCUUUUUCUCCGCCGCCGAGCUGUUCGAUAACCUGGCGUUAGACGAGGUUUAUAAGCCCAUGAAGACUGCAGCUCUUUAUGAAGAAGCCACGUCUCUGGUUCAGGAAGGCAAAGUGAACUAUAGGUCCCUGAGGACCGAAUUACUUGAAUGUUACGGUGACCAAGACUUCCUUGCCAAGCUCCACUGUGUGAGACAAGCAUUCCAGUACCUUUUGUUGGAUGAAACUCACCGGACAUUUUUCAUGGAGACUGGGAAACAGAUGAUUGCGGGGCUAAUGGUGAAAGCAAACAAGAGCCCCAAAGCCUUCUUAGAGAGCUACGAGGACAUGCUGCUGUACACUCAGAGAGAGGAAACAUGGCCGGUCACUAAGAUGGAGCUGGAGGGUCGAGGGGUGGUGUGUUUGAACUUUUUUGACAUUGUGUUGGACUUUAUCCUGAUGGAUGCUUUCGAGGACCUGGAGAGCCCCCCAUCGUCUGUGGUGGCCGUUUUAAGGAACCGAUGGCUCUCCGACAGCUUUAAAGAGACGGCCCUGGCAACCGCCUGCUGGUCCGUCUUGAAAGCCAAGAGGCGUCUUCUCAUGGUCCCCGAUGGAUUCAUCUCCCACUUCUAUGCCAUAUCGGAACACGUGAGCCCAGUUUUAGCUUUUGGCUUUCUGGGACCCAAGCAGCACCUGAGUGAGGUUUGCACCAUUUUCAAGCAACAAAUCGUCCAGUACCUUAAGGAUAUGUUUGACCACGACAAGGUCCGCUUCACCACCACUCAGUGCUUGGCCGAAGACAUCCUGAAACUUUCCCACCGCAGGAGCGAGAUCCUACUGGGCUACCUGGGAAUCGGCAGCCUGCUGGAGCUGAACGGAGCCCUGCCCAGAGACUCGGAGAGCUCGACAGGAACCCUGUACGGUUAACCAGGGCCGGCUCAACUCCUCCUCUCUUUACGCUAGGAUAGGACCGACUCCUGUUUCUGUGACACACGGAGAACCAGCAUCAUUAAUUCAUCCGUGCGCAUUAAUCAAAAAGUCCCCCCGGUAGGACGCGUUUCACCACAGCCACAGCUAAUGAGGGAGAGCGCCUGGAUGAAAUGGUUCUUCUUCUCCCUCGUGUCGCCGGCUUUUCCGCGUAUCCAGAAAGACGUCUAGAAUCACAGACGUGUGAGGACUUGCCGCUGCCUCGUCGGGUGACAUGGAUACUUGUGAUAAACAGGGCUGAGGAGCCCCCCCCCCCCCGAGCACACAGGGACGGCGCCUCGGCCCUCGGGACACAGCGUGGAUGGAGUGUCCCCAGAGAGACGCGCUCAUCAGCAGCGGGACGGGGCUGAAAUCAUAUUCUUCACUACUGUGUGGAGCCAGUAUUGUGUGCUUUGAUGUUUUAUAUUAAAAGUGGAAGAAUAUUUCUUAAACCAUGCCCGUUCCUUAGAGCUCAUGCAAACUUUGGCCGUCUGAACAAUAGUGCUGCUCCAUGCAAUGAGUCUGCCUCAUCACUUCUCCUGAAAUCCUCUUCGGUCUCCCGGUUUCCACCGUUUGAUUGAGCACGCUAACCUGUUACAUAUCCAGGCCUGCCUUUGAACGAAAACAUGCUUCACAUUACCCGCUGCGGGCUUGUGUUGAGAUCACGGUCAUCCAUCCAGUUUUUGCCGAGCUGUUGAAAAAGAAACAAAAAAGAUGAAUGUUAAUCCCGGUUUGGGAGCUUUUAAAGAAAAAAGACAGCGUGAUAAGUCAAUACUUUGGGCUAAUAUGUGACAUAAAGAAAUCAAUUUGAGGUUCCAAUUUCCAAAUGUCUUCAUCAGCUGGGUAACUGGGCUGUGACUUUUACUGAUUUACUAUCAUUACUUGUAAGUAUAUAUUUAAUUAAUUCGUCACAGGGAUGAAUGGGAUUGUGACUAAAACCAAUGAUAUUCAAACUCAUUUUAUUUGCAUAGAAAGUCUGGUUUCACUGUUGUUUUUUAAAAAUAAUUCUCACCUCCUUGAGUUUGUUUUUCUGAUGUUUUUUUGGGAGAAAACCUCCCGGUACCUCUCAGCCUCUCGGCUGUGGCGUUCAAACUAAUCCCGGAUGCGCUUCUGUGGCUAUUUGCGAUAAUGGAUCACCUAAUCUGUGCGGCGCGUUUUAAAACCUGUAAAAGGAGGAGCCCCCUUCAUGGGCUUUUAAACGGGAUCUGAGCCUGUGCUGUACAGCCGGGCCGAGCCUCUUCGUAAAUGCACUGUGUUUUUUUUCUCUGCUCGUGGUUUUCUCAGAGCGCUGAGACUCUGAGAGGGCAGCGAAAUGCCAAGUGAAAUGUCCGUUUCUCCUGCAGGCCUUUGGGAAAACACCACUGACCUAAAGGCAGAAACGGUCCCGUAAUAGAUAACCUCAAUCAGAUGUUUUUUUGUUUUUGUUUUAAACGUAUACAGUGUGCAUUAAGGGCAUUAGAAGCUCAGUGUAGAUGCAACUGGAUCCCAGCAUUAGUUUCUGAUUUUCGCUCAGUUUUUUUUAUUACAGUGAUUCAUCAAACAUUGACUCUAUGAGAUUUGUGUUCUCAAAGAUGUGUUUUAUGGCAUUUCCAGAUCAAAUCCUGCUAAUGUUGUAUCGUAUUUGUGUUUCUUUAUUUUGGAUAUGAACAGGAAGAGAAAGAUUUUGGGUCCCUGUUUUAAACUGGUGUGCAGCUUUGUGUUUGUAAGCAUUUUGCACUUUAGCAGAAGGAUGUGGGAAUGUGUAAUGGCUCCUUUGAUAAUCAGUUAUUUAUUACACAUCACGUGUCUGCAUACGUCAGGCGUUCCUGAUGAAACAGAGUAUAGAUGCUAUACAAAAAUGAAGUUAUUUUUUUCCCAGAAGACUACCGAUGGAGACGUUCAUUUCCGUGAUCAUAGGACUUGGUUGACAUGUGUUCUCUUUAGAAGUGUAUUUAAAUAGUCUGUAUUUAUCCGUGUUUGGUCUGAUACCUGGUAAGCUGCUACGAAAAAGUGCUCACCCUCGCUUUAGAAUAUUGACGUGUGUCAUGGAAAUAACGAAGUUCUGCUUUUUCCAUAGUCUCCGCGCAAAUGAACAGCCUUUGCAUGCUAACUGUAGAUUCUCUGACCUGCAUCCGUGUACUGAGCAACAUGUAGAUGCAGCCCAAGAUGCUGUACACUUAAAAAAAAAAAAAAUCCCCUUUAGUGAUAGGCUUAAAAUAUUUAGAAAGCUCAAAUCAUUUGAAGGUUCAAAUUUUAGCAUGAGCUCUCCUUAUUGAAUAGUUCAAUCAGUUUUAGUGUUUUAAGAGGAUUUCAGGUGGCCAAAAUGUUGAUUUUUUUCAUUUCUUCUUUUUUCCACUGAUGUGCAUUGCAAGUGUCCUACUCAUGCCUUUUGUCUUUUCUACUGUGAUAUUACAGUGACAGCACAAUCUGUAAACCGAUUCUCCAUCCACAUUA